ACGGGCUUCCGUCCUCGCCUGCCUGCUUGCUGUGUGGCAGACAGCCGGUGAAACGUAACAUUAGACCCUGAAUUAUUGAACCAAUUUAAACCGUAAAAAUGAGCCGCAGUUACAACGAUGAGCUGCAGUAUCUGGAGAAACUCGGCGGGAACUGCUGGAGGAUAAAAAAGGGCUUCGUUCCCAACAUGCAGGUGAGAUUUUAACACACAUUAACUGGCAGGAAAGCUGGUUAGCUGUAACGUGGCUAGUUGUCGUCUCAUACUGUUCAACCAGUCUGCACAUGUUUGCUGUUUGUGUCCAUUUAAACCAGACAGAGACUCCAAUCUGAAAAUAUGAGAGCUGGAAACUUAUUCAAGUCGAAAAGUUCAACUAAAUAAACCCACAUAGUCCAAAGUGCUCACCUGGUGACGCACCAAAAUGAUGUAAUAUUUACCUGUCAAAUGUAAGCCGAAUUUAAGGGCGGAUCAAACUAAGAUGAAAACAUGUUAAAUAUAUGUAAUUAUUAUCUUCAGUUUGUAAAAGUAGCUACAAUAACAUUGUAUUAACUACUUUUUGAAUUGGUAUCAGUGUUAGGAACAGACAGACGCUGAGGUUCUUAAAUGAGACUUUAAGAGCCAAACCAAAAAUUAACAAUAAAACCCGACCCUCCCACCCACACAUUAGAGAUGGGCACGGCAGUUCUUUUAGAUGUACUGAAUUUCCACUUUGAAGAGCACCACUCUUUUCCUGUUUCUUGCAGGUUGAAGGGAACUUCUAUGUGAACGACCCUCUGGAGAAGUUGAUGUUUGAGGAGCUUCGUAAUGCCUGUCGAGGAGGAGGUCGGCUGCUGUUCGCUUAUUAUUAUCACACAAAGUUCAUCCUCACAAGUUUUCUGCUUAUUUACUCUCAUAUUUCCUCUCCUCAGGUGUGGGUGGAUUCCUUCCAGCCAUGAAACAGAUUGGGAAUGUGGCUGCGCUGCCAGGAAUCGUACAUGUGAGUAGAAAUCAGUUAGGUUUAGAUGGACAGUAUCUUGUUUGGAGUUUCCAUCAGCACCUCCUCAUCACUCUGUGUUUAAUUCCUCCCUCAGAGGUCCAUCGGCCUCCCUGAUGUCCACUCUGGUUAUGGAUUUGCCAUCGGAAACAUGGCAGCCUUUGACAUGGAUAACCCGGAUGCUGUCGUGUCUCCAGGUGAGUGUCAGACUUCAGAGUCUGUCAGCGAGAAUAAUGAAGACUUUUAGCGACUCACUUUGAUCUAUUGAGGAUUAUAAUGCAGACGUUACAGCCUCCUGUAACCUGCUGCGGACGCUCAGAAUGUUUUUGUUUCUGUUCAUAAACAUAGAUAAGCUCCAUUUUUAAAACGAUCAGACACCCAGUGCUGUGUUUCUCCUGUAGGUGGCGUCGGUUUCGACAUAAACUGUGGCGUGCGGCUGUUGAGGACGAACCUGGAUGAGGGCGACGUGCAGCCGGUGAAGGAGCAGCUCGCUCAGUCUCUGUUUGACCACAUCCCUGUUGGAGUCGGGUCUAAAGGAGUCAUCCCCAUGGGGGCGAAGUAAGGAGGGACCCCGCAGGAGUUAAAACGAUCACACAGGCCCUGUUUACCUGCUGACGUCUGUGUGUGUUGUUCUCAGGGACCUGGAGGAGGCUCUGGAGAUGGGGGUGGACUGGUCUCUGAGGGAGGGCUACGCCUGGGCCGAGGAUAAGGAGCACUGUGAGGAAUACGGCAGGAUGUUGCAGGCCGACCCCAACAAAGUCUCCUCCAAGGCCAAGAAGAGAGGCCUGCCGCAGGUAUCCCAGAAUCCCAGAAUUAUUUUUUGCUUUUCUGCAUUUCACUCUCACUUUGAGCAGGUGAGGUAAACACAGUCAGGAUCAGAGUGCACAGUGCAGCUCUGAGCAGAAGAGAGAGGAGAUACAGUUAGGGAAUUAGGAGGGAUUAUUCAGCUUCUGCUGUCCGUCUGAUUGUCAUGACAUUGUGGUUGAUGCUUUAAUAAAUCCCGCAAGAGGCUGCCAACUGAUUCUGUCUUCUGAUGGUUCAUUUUUGCACCUUUUGCAUCUAUGAAAUCCACAAUAUAAGUGGCGAGCCAGCCAGGAGUGGAAGCAAACUCCUGACUGUGUUUACAUAAUUUGACAAUGAUCGUGUGUUUCAGCUGGGCACUCUGGGAGCAGGAAAUCACUACGCAGAGAUCCAGGUGGUGGAUGAGAUCUACAACGACUACGCAGCGAAGAAGAUGGGCAUCGACCACAAAGGUCAGGUGUGUGUGAUGAUCCACAGCGGCAGCAGAGGACUCGGACACCAGGUCGCUACAGGUACAAGUCUAGCUGAGUACACCUGGAUUAUAUUGUUUAGUCUGUAAUGGUCCCUGAAUUUUAGGGGGCAAGGGGAAGAACUUUUAAAAGAAAUUUCAGGAAAAGUUCUCUCUUUAAAUCAAGAUAGUUAAGAUGCAUUCAUAUUUAUUAGAACAUGUGCGUUAUUACUUUAAAAAUGACUGAAUGAACCCGCUACAAACUGUUUACAGAUGCUCUGGUUGCCAUGGAGAAGGCGAUGAAGCGGGAUAAGAUCACGGUGAAUGACCGUCAGCUGGCGUGCGCUCGCAUCACGUCUCAGGAAGGUCAGGACUACCUGAAGGGGAUGGCGGCCGCAGGGAACUACGCCUGGGUCAACCGCUCAUCCAUGACCUUUCUCACCAGACAGGUACGCUCACCUGCGGGACUAACAGUCUGAUGACCAAAGCUGUUUGUAUGAACCUUUCUCUGUUUGAGUUCUGAGGCAGUUUGAGUUUCUCCUGAUAAGUUUCUGAUUUUAUUUGUUUUUUAAUUCCUGUUCCAGGCGUUUUCCAAAGUCUUCAACACGACGCCAGACGACCUGGACAUGCACGUCAUCUAUGACGUCUCCCACAACAUCGCCAAAGUAGAGGAGCACAUGGUGGAUGGGAAGCAGAAGACGCUGUUAGUCCACCGUAAAGGCUCCACUCGAGCGUUCCCCCCUCACCACCCACUCAUCCCCGUGGACUAUCAGGUUCUGAUCCACUCAUGAUGUUUCAUACAUACGUUUAAAGAAGCUUUAAAAUCAGCUGAUUAAACCUGAUGUUUUCUUGAUGUUUUCUAGCUGACAGGUCAGCCGGUGCUGAUCGGGGGGACGAUGGGGACCUGCAGCUAUGUCCUCACAGGGACCGAACAGGGCAUGACGGAGACGUUUGGCACCACCUGUCACGGAGCGGUACGAGACUUUAUCGGCUUUAUUUAGAUGAAAACCUCACUAAAGAAGAACCCUCACUCACACUGGAUCAGACAUUUUCUGCCACACAGAGACUCUUUUUAAAGAUUAUUAUCCUACUUUCUCUCACUCUACUCUGUUUCUUCACUGUGAUAUUGAUCACCUUGUCUCACAGCUCCCCCUUCAGCCCUUAAAAUAUAUAAAAAUCAUCAGUGUUUCUAGGCUCAUAUAGACUCAUUUGUCUUAAAUACAACAGUCUUUAUGAUUUUCUGCCUGUGUUUCAGGGUCGCGCUCUGUCUCGAGCAAAGUCUCGCAGGAAUCUGGACUUCCAGGACGUCCUGGACAAACUGGCCGAUAAGGGGAUUGCCAUCAGGGUCGCCUCACCCAAACUGGUCAUGGAGGAGGUGAGGGGCGGAGGUUUAUUUCUAUCAAACUUUACUUAGCUAUCAUUUAAAAACCCCAAACCUUGAACUCAAAGCUGGAGCUCACACUAACUGAUGCGGGUUUAAGCUAAAUGCAAACUCACCGUUAGAGACAAGGUUAAGAGACAAGAGGAAAAUAAACAAAUAUUGUUUACUGCAACUCCAGUAUUUCCUCUGCUGUUUCCUCCAUGCCAUUGAGGUGAUCAGUAAAAGUGACGUAUUGCAUUUAAGUGACAAUUAAAUAUCAGACAGGUAAAAAUCAGCCGCAAAAAGGCUUUUAUUCGCCACACACCAGCUCAUGAAGUCUCUCUGUAUGUAGAUGAUUUGGUGUUUUUGAUUUUUAAGUUCAUGUUUUUGUGUUUUUUUCAGGCUCCUGAGUCGUACAAAAACGUGACAGACGUGGUCAACACGUGUCACGACGCCGGGAUCAGCAAGAAGGCGAUCAAACUCAGACCGAUCGCUGUGAUCAAAGGAUGAAGAAGAAAUUUAAACCUGCAUUUAAAGACUGUUUACAGCAUCUUCAGAAGCACUACUCAUUGGAUUUCUUUUAUUUUGCUGGAGGUGCGGAAGGAUUUCUGUUUGUUAAACUGAUCAGAGGGGGAAGUGAAAAUGUAAGUUUAAAUGUCAGCCUGGAAAAAAAAAAGAUUUUCUUUGUGCCAAAUUCAUGAGAAAGUGGAAAGCUGAAUAUUUUGAGUUUUAUUAGGGUCAUAAAUAGGAGAGAAUCUGCUUUAAAUCUACUCUGGCUGUGGAUGAAUAAAUGAAAGAGUGAAUGAAAGAGAGGCUCUGAUGAUUUCUGAUGAUUAGUAAACACUUUAUUGGUUCUAACAGAACAUUCAUCUCCAUAUCAAAAAGAAAAAAUCAACACAUUUCACCUUGAAUGAACAAUUAUUUGGUAGAUUUUCUCAGAUAUGAACAGACGUCACGUUUGAAAGAAUAAACAAAUGAAAUCAGACCUUAAAUUACAGAAAUGAGACUCCGGACAGGCUGGUUUUUCAGUGGUCGUGAAGUUUGAAGGGUUUACUGAUGUUUGCAUUAAAUCAGAGGAGGUCAGCGGACUAUUGUCUGACAGACACCACAGAGGUACGUCGAAGGAUUCAGAGGGUUAAAGACAGGUGACAUUGAGCGUGUCCACGGGCAGACGCACUUUCAUCAACAUCCAGGUGCAUAUAGACUAAUUUCAUGCAAGUGUCGUGAAUUUUAACGAAGUGUUCAAUGAUACUUAAAAUUAAAGCUCCUGUGAUGAAUUUUUAACGAAUUAGAAAAUAAACUAUAAUCAACACUGACGUCUCUCCAUGAGCUGUAAACCCAAAUUGGAUCAUUCGCAGAAAGAUGAAACUGUUCAAGUUAUUUUCACUGUCUAAAAUUAGUGGCAGGGUAGAUUUCCAAACAACUACAGAGCAUGUUUGACUAAUUUUUUUUCACGCAGUAAUUAAUUUUUACUUUUUAUCAAAUAUUUUUGGUGGUCAAUUGAUUUUUCUUGUAUUGAUAAAAUAACCUUCUGGGCUACUGUACUUGAUACAUACUUUUAUCUGGGAAAAAAAAAGAGAAAAUAUGACUUUCACAUGUGCAGGACAAAAUCAGAGAACAAAUCAGAUGCACCCUUUUGUCCACAGGGGGCGCCAGAAUAGACACAAACUAAAAGUUCCUCACAGGAGCUUUAAAGAGUGUUGUCAUUGAUUUUCUUCUUGUGGACAAAUCCCACAUUUAGGUGCAAGAACAAAUCUUUUUAAAAUGUACAGUAUGACUCCUACUGUGUACUCAUCCGCCGCUGAAAAUAGUUCCUAACACUUGCAGAAAAAACAGCGCUCAGCUGUUUGGGGACAUAAAACAGUGAUACUGUAACUUGGUAUGUUCAUGGUCUUAUUUAUUCAUUUCAGAUUUACAGCAACUAGAAACAACAGACUUGGACACGAUUAAGGUUUUUGCUUUUUGGGGGAUUUGUUCUCAAAUAGAAAAAUACAGUUUUACAAUAACAAUAAGACUUUAAUUCAUUUUUAUGCCUUUAUGAAGGUUUUGAUUCGAUUUCACACUUUCAGGCACUUUCUCCAGAGGGUUCAAAGGCAAAGGUUUUUGAGGAAGUUUGACGCCAAAUGAAAAGAUGAAUACAUGAAAGUGGAGAGAAAAUUAAAAACUGAUUCAAACAGCGAGUGACGGGGCAGGGAGCAGGUGAUUCUGACGAACAGUCAAACACAACAGCCUGUGUGUGUGGGUGUGAGGGGGAUUCGUGAUAUCUAAACCUCUGUACAGAGUGAACAGAUAAAGAUGGAUAUGUGGUUUUCAGUAUCAGUUUGUACAGUCACAUCUCGUCCUCAUCGUCACUGAUUGGGUACGUUACUUCGAUCACUCCCUCACAGUAUUUCUCGUUAUUUAAUCAACAUGUCGAUCAUCCUGAAUUGUCGCGAAUGCUUCGAUAUUUAAAACUCACAGAGUCGCUUCUGUACACUAGCAGAUUCUUGUUUUUACACCACCUGUACACAAGUGAUUCCUACAAUGAGUUAAUGUGAAUAUACGGAAGCCCAUUGAUGCCAAAUAUGAAAAAACAUAUUAAAUGUUAGGAAUGACAAAAUAACCCAAAUCUAAAGGAAAAAUAUUACUAACAUUUAAGUCAUAACUGGGAGGUUCUCUCAAAAUUUCAAAUCAUUUCCUUUAAUUGCUUUUUGAGAAUUCAAAUUUUUAACUUCUGUAAACGCUAACGUGUUGAAAUUCAGAAAGUACCAAUCAGGUCAGAAAUAUGUGAAAAAUAUUCAGGAUAUCUAAACAGUCAGUUAUGACUGAAAUUUCAGGGUUUCCAAAAAAAAAAAAAAAAGUUACUCCUCAGAAGUCAUGAAACUGAAAUAUUUGAAAUAAUUUGAUUUAAAAUGUAAAAACAAACAAUAACUGAAAUAAGUAAAAAUACUCAGAGAAAAUUUUAUAAGGAAUAAUUAUGAAUUUUUAUAUAAAAGUGAAAAAAUCCAAAACCAGUUCAUUUGGGCAAAAUAAAAGGUAAAACUAAUUUACUGCAAAUCAUAUUUGAGUGUUUUGAAAUAAUAUUUCAUUACUUAUUUAAAAACAAAACGCCAAAAAUUCAAAAUUAUGAUCCAUACACUAGAUGAAAACUUAUUAAAACUUAAACCAAAUCAAAAUUAAUAAUAUGAGAAUUACAUUAAACUCAGGACUGAAAACAAAUUCAGAAAAUCUAAAUUAUUUUUCAAUUUUUAAUUUGUGACAGUUUGAAACUAAUGAGAAAAAUUGGGGCGUUGAAUAAAGUUAAGUAAAACUUUUUUCAGCCACUAUUUUAAUUGUUUCAAAAAAAGGUCAAGCAGGAUUUCCACCUUAUUCUGUGUCAAAAUCUUUUAAAAUACUUUUUUUUCCCUCAAAUUUUGGCACAUCCUUUAAUUUUUUUAAAUAACUUCUUACUUUAAUUUUUUUUUCAUUUUCUGGCACUAAUGGGCUUCUGUAUGAUGGUUCCAGGCGAGAAUAAAGAUAAAAAAAAACUAACGCUAGGAACUUUAUUUACAAUUUUAACAUCUUAUUCUCUUAUUUACACUUUGUUCCUCCGUUUUAUUUCAUUUACUCCAUCUGAAAAUCAAAACAGCCCAAAAUAUUCUUCAAAUUUCCAGGAAAAAAAAAAUAUUUCACAGACUUUUGUCUCAUUUUUUGUAACAUUUUUAUGGGCCGAUGAACCGAAGCUUGAGAAUCUACCUCCUUAUCAGGAACAGAGCGGUCGAGAUGAUUCAGAUAUUUGCUGUUAAACCGAGAAUUCAAGUUUGUAGAGGUUUAUGUUAAUUUGGGCUGUAAGCACUUAAACACAUCUCACUUCAAACUUAAAACCGUCCAUCCGUCAAAUCAGCACUUAAAAAAAAAAAAGAAAUCAAUGCCACAUUUCAAUAAAAAUAACACAGUCAGCCCUUUCUCUUCUUUUUGUCCAUCCCGUGGCAGCAGCAACAUCCAGAAAACUCAAACUAGUUUGUUUUGAAACGUGGUUUCUACCGUAAAGACUAGAAUAAAGCUAUCGUCACAUGGGUCACAUGGUUUGAGGAUAUUUACCAAACGUUUUCCAGACAGGUCGUUUUUUCUUUUCUCCCAAACAGCUGUUUUUAUUCUUAGUUUCCAGAAAGUUCUCCACAUUUCCGAGCUCCGUUACAUCUCGAGUCCUCGUGGACAGCUCGUCUCAUCGGCGUCCGGAGGGUCCACCGAGCUCCUGUCCACGACUGGGCUCACACAGACGGCGCUUUGUGAUGCAUUCACUUCUUAAGUGCAAAAGCAGCUUCUAUGCUAAGUUUCCUUUUUUUUGUUUGAUGUGGUUAGUGGUGAAAGUACGACCACUCUCUGAAGAGUCCGUUCAGUCCAAAGUGAACUUCCAGUUUUAACUCCUACAGCUUCGCUCGCUGAAAGAACGCCUGCAGGACGGAGAGGAGGACGAUCAGAUGGUUUAAAUUUGAAUUCAUUAAAGGAUAGCCCCCUGAGAUGCAGCAUCUCAUUUUCAAGGGGGUCCUUAAACAAACGUACAGAGAACUCAGGACACGUUACAAUACAUUAACAGACAUAACAUAUAACAAAUACAGACAUCUUGCUCACCCGACCCCCACACACAACCCCAACCAACAUACGCCCAACAUACAAAAUAGACAAAACUUAUUAACAAGGAUAGAUAAUGUGAAUAUAAAUGCAAAACAGUGGAGAAAAUAAAUCAGAAACAUGAGCAAUUUGUUUUGAGAUGGGAGUAUAGUGCAAUUCUAAAGUGAUAAAAAGAAGUAAUAGGCAGGUUCCUCCAAUCUGAUGGGGCUUUAUGCUGAUAUAAUCUUUUGCAAACUUCUUUAGAGAUUCUAGGAACAAAGAAAAAUGGGUCGUUCAUGUGUCUAAGAGAGCAUGGGGAGUUGUAUGGAAUUACUUCUUUUAAAUAUGAAGGCCAAUGGAGAUAAACACUAGGGCCCGACCAUUUAUCGGCGAGCGGAUUAAAUCAGCCAAUUUUAGCCCAUUUGAGACUAAUCGGUAAUCGGACAAAACUCGCAGAUUUUCGCUGAUAUUUUCAGAGAUAAUGAUGACGCAGCUGAAAACGCUUUUCUGGUCCGACUUUGAUCAGUCUACAGUAUAUCUACAGUGUAUGGUAUACUGUAGAUAUCUACAAUAUAUAUAUAUUUUUAUAACUAUUUUAUAACUAAUUUAAAAAAAUCGGCCGAUUAAUUGGUAAUCGGAUUUUCCCCCCCUAAUAAUCGGUAUCGGCCCCGAAGAAUCCAUAUCGGUCGGGCCCUAAUAAACACAUUUAAAAAGAAAAUUAAGCCAAUGAAAUUACUGUCUUGAUUUGGGUUGUAACCACUUCAGGGAGUCAAACAUAAAGCA
Xyrichtys novacula (pearly razorfish) is the source of this 8930-nucleotide messenger RNA. NCBI's taxonomy places the organism in Eukaryota, Metazoa, Chordata, Actinopteri, Labriformes, Labridae. The record is from the annotation of a GenBank genome assembly.